AGGGAGGUGGAGAGAGAGGGAGCAGGAGGUAGGAAGACAGAGCGCUCCGAGGAUCGGAGAAAAAGAGUGAGAGAUUGAGCGGCAGAGUAAUAAAGCCAGGGUCAGAGACACGGAAAGCUGCAAUUAGUGGAGAGAGAGAGAGAGAGAGAGAGAGGUGAAGAGAGAGAGAGGUGAAUAGAAAGAGAGAGAGGUAAAUAGAGAGAGCGGGGUGGAGGAGCAGCCAGGAGGACCACUGCCAUGAGAUGCUAGGCUGAGGGAGGAUCUACUGUUGUCCUUGGAUACCAGAAGGAGCAAGAGAGACGGAGCGCUUGGCAACACUGUUAUGAGGCGGUGAGCAGCAAUCCAGGCAGCGGAUUGGUUCAGCGGCAGGGUUAAAGGUCACCAUGGCGGGGCGGGGCCUGUGCCCCCGCCUCUUCCUGCUCCUGGCGCUUUUCUCUCUUGGCCACGCCUCCAUCUUCCUGUCCAGCCAGCGCCUCAAGCCCCGCCUUCAGCGAGACCGACGGAACAUUCGACCCAACAUCAUCCUCAUCCUCACAGACGACCAGGACAUAGAGCUGGGGUCGAUGCAGGCGAUGAACAAGACUCGUCGGAUCAUGGAGCAAGGGGGGACCCACUUCACCAACGCCUUCGUGACCACGCCCAUGUGCUGCCCGUCGCGCUCCUCCAUGCUGACGGGGAAGUACGUCCACAACCACAACACCUACACCAACAACGAGAACUGCUCCUCCCCCUCCUGGCAGGCCCAGCACGAGCCGCGCACCUUCGGAGUGUACCUCAACAACACUGGGUAUAGGACAGCCUUCUUUGGGAAGUACCUGAACGAGUACAACGGCUCCUACGUGCCUCCAGGGUGGAGGGAGUGGGUGGGGCUAGUGAAGAACUCACGCUUCUACAACUACACCCUCUGUCGGAACGGCCUCCGGGAGAAACACGGCUCCAACUACCCCCAGGACUACCUGACAGACCUGAUCACAGAGGACAGUGUGAGGUACUUCCGCUCCUCUAAGAGGGUGUACCCCCACCGGCCCGUCCUCAUGGUGCUGAGUCACGCCGCGCCCCACGGCCCCGAGGACUCCGCCCCCCAGUACAGCACCGCCUUCCCCAACGCCUCCCAGCACAUCACCCCCAGCUAUAACUACGCCCCCAACCCAGACAAGCACUGGAUCAUGCGCUACACGGGGGCCAUGAGGCCCAUCCACAUGGAGUUCACCAACAUGCUGCAGAGGAAGAGGCUGCAGACGCUGCUGUCUGUCGACGACAGUGUGGAGAAAAUCUACAACAUGCUGGUGGAGACAGGAGAGCUGGAUAACACCUACAUCAUCUACACAGCGGACCACGGCUACCACAUUGGCCAGUUUGGACUGGUCAAGGGCAAGUCCAUGCCCUACGAGUUCGACAUCAGAGUCCCCUUCUACAUCCGGGGGCCCAACAUAGAAGCUGGCUCCAUAAACCCCCACAUGGUUCUGAACAUUGACCUGGCCCCCACCAUCCUGGACAUCGCUGGGGUGGACACUCCUUUUGACAUGGAUGGCAAGUCCAUCCUCAAACUGCUGGAUACAGACCGGGCCUUCAACAGGUUCCAGGUGAACAAGAAGGGCAAGGUUUGGAGGGAUUCCUUCCUGGUGGAGCGAGGGAAGUUCUUCCAUAAGAGAGAUGAUGAAAAGGAAGUGGCACAGGAGGAGAACUUCCUGCCCAAGUAUCAGCGUGUGAAAGACCUGUGUCAGAGAACCGAGUACCAGACGCCCUGCGAACAGCUGGGACAGAAGUGGCAGUGUGUGGAGGACUCUACAGGGAAGCUGAGGCUGUUUAAGUGUAAGGGGGUGGUGAGGGGGGUGUCCAGGGGCGUGGUCAAGGGCAUGGCCAACCUGCCGCUGGGGCGGGUCCCGAGCACAGCCAGCAUCAAGUCUCAGCUCUACCGACGAAUCACAGAGCCUGACGACUGUAACUGUGGCGGCCCCCCCAGCCUCCCUGGACUACGCAUCAACUCCUUCAAGAAAAAGUUCCUCACCAAGAAGAAGAUGAAGUCCAUGAAGAGCUACUCCAGGAACCGCUUCAGUCGCUCUGUCUCCAUGGAGAUGGGCGGAGACCUGUUUGCUGUCGACCUGGAGGAUGGCUACCAGCCUGUUCCCCGCGGCAACCUGAGCGAGGGCGGGGCAGUGACCCAUGGGCCAAUCCAGGUGGAGGAUGAGGCCAGUGGAAUGGGAGGAGUCACCACACAGCCCAAGACCAGUGAGAGUCUGGAGGUGCCCUCAUCCAUCAAGGUCACUCACAGGUGUGCCAUCCUGGCCAACGACUCAGUCAAGUGUGACACGGGGGUGUAUAAGUCUCUUCAGGCAUGGAAGGACCACAAGCUGCACAUCGACCAUGAGAUCGAGACCCUUCAGACAAAGAUCAAGAACCUGCGUGAGGUCAGAGGUCACCUGAAGAAGGCUCGUCCUGGAGAGUGUGACUGCAACCGCUACAUAUACAAGUCUAAAUACAAGAGUAAGCUGAGACACAAAAGUGGAAACACCCACCCAUUCAGAAAGGGCCAGGAGAAGGAUAAGAAGGCGUGGCUGAUGAAGGAGCAGAAGAGGAGGAAGAAGAUGAGGAAGCUGCUGAAGCGUCUGAAGAACAACGACACGUGCAGCAUGCCUGGCCUCACCUGCUUCACACACGACAACCAGCACUGGCAGACCGCUCCCUUCUGGACCAUGGGGCCGUUCUGUGCCUGCACCAGUGCCAACAACAACACCUACUGGUGUCUCAGAACCAUCAACGAGACCCACAACUUCCUGUUCUGUGAGUUUGCCACUGGAUUCCUGGAAUACUUUGACCUCAACAUUGACCCCUACCAGCUGAUGAAUGCUGUGAACACACUGGACCGUCAUGUUCUGAAUGAGCUCCACGCGCAGCUGAUGGAGCUGCGGGCCUGUAAGGGCCACAAGCAGUGUAACCCCCGCACACGCAGCCUGGAGCUGGGAGGGAGAGAGCGUGGCAGCUUUGAUGAAUACAGGCAGUUUCAGCGGAAAAAGUGGCCUAAAGUGAAGCGGCCUUCUUCCUCUCGAUCGCUAGGACAGAUCUGGGAGGGAUGGGAAGGAUAAGGACCAGAAGGGAGGGGCUCCGUCUGUCUGGGCGGGGCUUGAAGGGGAGCUGGAGGAGGAGUCAGAUGCCCAGAGCUCCACCCUCAGCUUGGAGGAUUGGUCACACUUCUCUUCUGCUGUCCAUAACAUGGUGGUACUGCUAGGCAACAUGCCCCACCGUCACCACGGAAACCGUCCUCCAGGAGGAGACCACACGUCAGCAUCACCAAUUGACCAAUCAGCUUCAGCCAUCGACCAGACCACUCGGACCACACCCUCUUCACUGCUGAGGAGGGCAAACUCUGGAGCCCUAGAGGACACGCUGGGGCUGACAGGACACCCCCCCUCUCCACACUCCUCCUCCUCUUCAUCCUCCCCCACCACCUCUCCCUCCUCCACCUCCUCCUUUACCCCUCGCCCCUCACCUUCCUCCUCCUCAUUCCCCCUCUCGCUCUCUGAUGAAGAAGGUAGCGCCAACCGGGGUAGGUUUCUGAGGGAGGAGGAGGAAGAGGGGGAAGAGGAUGGUUUGAGACAACCAGACAUGUGGAGAGACUGGCUACAGAGACAGAGGCAGGCUCACUGUGACUGCAGUGAUUUCGACCCUUAGAAGCCCUCAGCAGCGUCUGUCCAACAGCCUGUCUGUCUGCCCUCUAUCUGCCCCUUACAUGGUUCUCUGCCCCCCCCCCCUCUCCCCCCCCCAUCCACUGACUGGAUCAGAACUCCUUCUCCCCCCCCCACCCCAUUCCUCCAGAAGGAGACCUUUUAAAUUAGGUUUUAGUUUGAAUAUUCAUGUGAUACGUAAGACCCUUAGGGGGGCUUGGUAACAGACAGAUGUGUUUGUAUUGUGGAUGUGUGUUGUUGACUUGAUUCCAUCCUACUAUCUCCUGUACCCCCACAGUGAGCUUCAGUGGAUGUGGCACAUUGCUUUCCCCCCAUACUCUGUGCUACUAAUUCAAGUCUGAAAACAGAUUAGCUAACAGACACACACACACACACAUACUCACAGAGUGCCAUCUUUUCUUAGUUUCAUGAUGUUUUGUUUUGAAUGAGAAGCCAGAUACUUUGGAUGUGUUUGAUGUGAAUCUAUUAGGAUGUCACUUCCUUAGUUGGUUUAGGUUUGUUAUUAAUUUCUACCUGAGUGUUUGGCAUCCAGAUGUUGAACAAACCUUUGACUAAUGUCAUUUGUAAAGCAACCACCAGCUCCUGGCUUUAUGUUACACGCCCACCAGGCAUUUAUCUGACCUAAUAGUUUUGGUUUGAACCACAAACCUGACUGGGACUCACAACUCCACCCAGCCUGCAUCAUGUAAGCAAGUUUAUCAUCAAGCGCGCCCUAUCCACCUGUUCCUAUGGUUACCACUGAUAUGCCUGCUGCCACUAAUGGGCUGUCUGGAGUUCCCGCUUGUCACCCAUCUGCCAGUAGAGAGGAAGCGAGGGUGUGCUGGGUUUGAUUGGGGACUUUGGCCAGGGCUGAUCCCGUCAGGUAGGAGGGAAGGCUGGGAGCCUGCCCCUGACCUGCACCCCUGCCCACCCUGGAGGAUGCAGCAGCACUGAAGAACCAAAUCUAACAACCCUCUCUCUCUCUCUUUAACACAGCUGUUACUAGUCACUUUGUGUUCGCUAUACAUGGUGCUAUCGCAGUCUCCACAUAUAUAUGAUAAAUUGCUGUACGUAUUUGAAUGUAUGUUUUACAAUUAAUGUAAAUGUUUUAAAUCUAUUUUAUAAUAGCCAGAAGAGGGGUGACCAACCUAACACGCUGAGCUGUGAUAACUCUGUUCUAGUCCAAUCAGAGAGCAGAUUCACCCUGACCUACCCUCCUCCAAAUCCCUUUUCCCUGUUGAGACAAGAACCAACCAGAGGACUGGAGCACUUUGACAGGGACUACUGUACACAAACGAAGAAAAGACAGAUGGUUUUAUCCUAACAAUGCCUUGUACAGUUACAUAGAUUUAUCAGACAUAUAUUUUGGUCUCCCUCAGUUUACCAGUGACCCGUUGCUAGUGGGUGUUAGUUUGUGAAUAAAGUGUUGAAUGCAAAGUU
Messenger RNA from Osmerus eperlanus (European smelt), 5102 nucleotides. It is a transcript of the gene sulf2b, whose product is annotated as sulfatase 2b. Bases 384 to 3083 code for a protein of 899 amino acids. The record is from RefSeq and is a predicted model, not a curated record. Gene Ontology annotation, molecular function: N-acetylglucosamine-6-sulfatase activity; calcium ion binding; glycosaminoglycan binding. Gene Ontology annotation, cellular component: cell surface; plasma membrane; endoplasmic reticulum. The transcript is spliced from 22 exons. NCBI's taxonomy places the organism in Eukaryota, Metazoa, Chordata, Actinopteri, Osmeriformes, Osmeridae. Gene Ontology annotation, biological process: positive regulation of Wnt signaling pathway; negative regulation of fibroblast growth factor receptor signaling pathway; heparan sulfate proteoglycan metabolic process.